UUAUAAAUAUACUGUGGCAUUACUAAAGUGUAAAAAUUAAAGAAGCAGUAUAAAUUUUCAAUAUCGAGUUAGGAAAACAAUAAUGGAAAACCCUCAUAGUACACCUAUAUUUCAUUUACCUGACGAAAUAAUAACUUUGAUACUGGUAAAUAAUGAAGCUCGAGACAUUAUCAAUUUCGGCGCUACAUGUAAACAGUUUUACGAAUUAGUUUUCAACAAUGAUCUUUUAUGGAAAAGGAUGUUUUCAAAAACAGUACCAAGUGCAGUGGUUAAACAUGUUUGCACACGUAAUGGUGGAAAUUGGCUUAAAGAGAUAAUCCACUUUUACAAACUCAAACAAACAAUACAUAUGGAGCUUUUAUCUAUGCCAUCGGCAUACAACCGGAGAUUGAAUGAAGUGUCAUUAACAGAUGUGGGAGUUUUUUUUUCUUUUGCAACAGAAAAUAAUCUCAACUACUAUUAUACAAUACAUAUUCUUCAAGAGAUUGUGAAGAAAGCAUCUGCGAAAAUCGAUACUAAUCAAUGUUUAAAACCACUGUAUACACUUACAGUUAUAUAUUAUGCAAAAUUGGUUCUUCGUUAUUUAUUUCAUACAUACCUGGCAAUGAAAUGGUUACAAAAACAUAUACGAAUUGAGUUGACACCUGUAUUAGUUACAACCUUCUUUUUACAAUGGAUAGAUGUCACUAAACUCUACAGUGAUGAAGAUGUUGAACAAAAGAUUCAAUUACUUGUUACAAGAGUUGAAAAGAUUUUAGAAGAGUCUCAUUCAAAAUUGAAGCAAAACCAUCAUGCUGACGGGAAGAAAUACACUGAAACACAAUUGUUGCAAGCUAUAACAAAAGUAGUUUAUAAUAAUAGCAAAGUAUCUGAGGCAUAUAGUUCAAAGACUUUAGAUAUUGUAAAGGUUAUUGAUGAGAAUGAUGGUAAUCUUAUUUCAUAUGGUGCAAUUUAUGAAGCUGUGGCAAAAAGGUUUGGCCUGAAAUGUGAACUAAUUGCAUUUCCAAAUCACUUGUUCCUAGAGUGGCAAAGCAGUGAUAAACCCAAUGAGUAUUAUACAAUAGAACUUAGCAAUGGUGAUAUAAAACCUAAACGAUGUUGUCCGUUUGCUCAUGGCACCCAGAAUAACUACAGUUAUUGUCCAGAUUCAUUACUAAAGUAUAUUUACUCUUCAUAUAUGAAAACGAAAGGCCCAAUAAAAAGCUACAAAACUCAAAAUGCUAUUCAUUUAUGGGAUAUAUUCGGUACCAAUCAAAAUGCGAACAGCCCUUACAAAAACUUCUUUCAACAUUUGGUAAAAUAUGCUCAAACACCUGCAAUAAAAACUACACUGAAUUUGGAAUAUUUGGAAUAUGUACACCUGAAAAUGAUAUUAGUAUUAUCAAGACUAAAUGAAUCUGUAUCAGAAGUUGUUAACCGGAGAAUUGUUCCGAAGACACGUCGUAAUAUAAAUAUAACAGUAAAAUUCGCAGUAGGCAUGGUAUGUUAUCACAAUAUAUACAAUUACAUAUGUGUAAUUCGUGGAUGGGAAGCGGACGGCACCCACUUGUUGAUACAUGGUAUAGACGAUCUUCGAGUGAAAGAACAACCGUUCUAUUGCGUUAUAGCUGGUGAUCAGUCAGAGAGAUUUGUUGCACAGGAAAAUCUAAAGGUAGUCUAUGUGCCAUUUCGCAUACAGCAUUUAGAGGAUUCACUGGCUAGAGAGUUUACACAUUUCGAUGGAUUUUCUUACGUCCCAAAUGAGGAGAAAUUGAAAGAAUAUCCAGAUGAAGAGUAUUAUAUUGAAGCCUUGAAAAAAUCGGUACUCCAUCUAUACACCUAGUUAAGACUAAGUAUUUGUAAAUAAUAUAAUGAAUACACUUUUAUAAAUUGUUCACGAGAAAAGUACUAUACUAGAAAGUAUAAGCCAAAUGCCAUCUUUUGACGGCCGAUUGGUGCAGUGGGCAGCGACCCUGCUUUCUGAGUCAAAGGCCGUGGGUUCGA
Molecule: messenger RNA, 1983 nt
Organism: Pararge aegeria (speckled wood butterfly)
Lineage: Eukaryota; Metazoa; Arthropoda; Insecta; Lepidoptera; Nymphalidae
Product: F-box only protein 21-like
Exons: 10
Coding region: 83-1822 (579 amino acids)
Molecular function (GO): DNA binding; protein binding
Source: RefSeq, a predicted model, not a curated record